AUGAUGGAAAAAUUUGGAUUCCACAAAGUGUCCAAUAGUCCCACUUCGCCAAAUCAACCAAAGAUUACCCACAAUGUGUCGGAUCGUCCGCAUCAUCCUCCGCGCCACGAACCGGUUGAACCUUUCAGAAAACAAUUGAGAGUUAGCAAUGCCCCCGGAAACGACGUUGUGGUUGCCAACUGUGUGGCUGUAAACCCUGGAGACUUUGCCCAUUUCCCAGACAGAACACCAAUAAUCUUGGAUGGCGUUUUCGUGUACUCAAUCGCUAAGGAUGACCGUAUGAAACCAGGCCAUAUCGGUUUGGCCGGAAAUAUGAGGUCAUGGGGUAAGUACUCCUUUGAUCAGAUUGUUCAUGUUGAAACAUAUGAUAUUUUCCAAUCGGGACAACAACAACAGUACCUUGGCGCAAUUGAUCUUCUGAUUGAUUUCGUUAAAGCCAAAGCCAACUCAUCCCCGUUGAAUCACGAUGAUUUGGUAAACAUUUUCCACCAAAAGUAUGACAAUCAGAUAUUGCAGCCUACUCAAGUGAUAUACAUGGACUUCCACGGUGUUUAUUACUCAGUCAAAGUCGAACAAGUUCAAAUUAUUGAUGUAAACACCAAGGAUAAUUUACCUAGCUUCAAAGAUUCGGGUGACAUCAAAACAAAGGGUAUUUUCAUAAAGUCAACUGAUGUAGUAUUUUAUCCAUAUGAGGGAUCAAAAAUCAAUAUAUCAAAGAGCAAGAGCUUGAAAUCAAGAAUAUUCGGUGGUAAUGGCGCACAAGAAUCUCGUCGUCACACCAGGAAACAAAUAAUCAAUCCAGAUUUCAAGUUGGAAGAUUUGGGUAUUGGUGGGUUAGACUCUGAAUUCCAGGAUAUUUUCCGACGUGCUUUCAACUCAAGAAUCUUACCACCAGAAAUUGCAGAAAAGUUGGACUACAAACAUUGUAAAGGUUUGUUGUUGUACGGACCUCCUGGUACAGGUAAGACAUUGAUUGCUCGUAAGUUGUCAAAGAUGUUGAAUGGAAAAGAACCCAAGAUUGUCAAUGGUCCUGAAAUGUUGAGCAAGUAUGUUGGUGCGUCUGAGGAAAAUAUCCGUAAUUUGUUUAAGGAUGCUGAAGCUGAAUACAAACUCAAAGGUGAAGAUUCAGACUUGCACGUUAUUAUAUUCGAUGAAUUGGAUUCAGUUUUCAAGCAAAGAGGUUCAGGAAAAAGCGACGGAACCGGAGUUGGUGACAAUGUAGUGAAUCAGUUGUUGUCUAAGAUGGAUGGUGUUGAUCAAUUAAACAACAUUCUUGUCAUUGGUAUGACCAACAGACUUGAUUUGAUCGAUACAGCAUUGUUGAGACCUGGUAGAUUUGAAAUCCAGAUUGAAAUUGCCUUGCCUGAUGAGAAGGGUAGAAAAGACAUUUUCAUGAUUCAUACAAAAAAGUUGAGAGAAAAUGGAUUGUUAACUUCCGAUGUUAAUUUCGACGAAUUGAGUAUAUUGACCAAGAACUUUACUGGUGCCGAAAUUGAAGGUCUUUGUAAUUCUGCCAAGUCAUACGCCGUUUCCCGUCACACCAAGAAAGGAUCUUUGGCUCAAAUUGAUCCUGAAUCUAUUGCCAAUAUGCACAUUACUCGAAACGAUUUCCUUUUGGCCUUGAAUGAUAUUCGUCCAGCUUUUGGUACCGAUGAAGAGGAUCUUGCUCAACAGGCUCAACAUGGUAUCAUCCUGUUCAACCAAACAAUUGCAAACAUUUUUGACAAGGGCCACUCUAUUAUUGAUGUGGUGAAAUCGAGUGACUCUGAAACAUUAAGAAGUCUUUUGUUGUAUGGACCACCAGGAGUUGGAAAAACUGCCAUUGCUACUACUUUAGCCUUAAACAGUGACUUUCCUUUUAUCAAGAUGUUGUCUGCUGAAACAUUGGUUGGUAUGGGCGAAGCUAGAAAGAUUCAGGAGAUUGACAAUGUUUUUAGAGAUGUUCACAAGUCUCCAUUAAAUGUCUUGGUUAUUGAUAAAAUUGAAAACAUUAUAAACUAUAAUCCUAUUGGACCUAGAUUUUCAAACGACAUCCUUCAAGUCUUGAACGUGUACUUGACCAAGAAGCCACCUAGAGGUAGGAGAUUGUUGAUUAUUGGUACAACUUCGCAGUACUCGGUCUUGAAGCACAUGAAUCUUAUAGAUAGUUUCAAUGAUGUUAUUCCAGUCCCCCCUAUUAAAUCAGUUGAAGAAGUUGGUAAAGUUUUGGAUAAAUUGGGCUUUAUGGCACCAGAACAGAGACUGGAAAUUUUACAUCAACUUGGACAGUAUGAUAUCAACAUUGGGGUAAAGAGUUUGAUUGAUGUAUUGAUGGUUAGCAAGUAUUCAAGAGAUACAGUUGAUGAAGUUGUCAACAACAUUGUUGAAAAAAUGAAUGGUUAG
Lodderomyces margitis is the source of this 2382-nucleotide messenger RNA. RefSeq names its product AAA family ATPase (gene SEC18). The transcript has a single exon. The coding region runs from base 1 to 2382 and encodes 793 amino acids. Gene Ontology annotation, cellular component: Golgi stack. Gene Ontology annotation, biological process: intra-Golgi vesicle-mediated transport; Golgi to plasma membrane protein transport; SNARE complex disassembly. Gene Ontology annotation, molecular function: ATP binding; ATP hydrolysis activity. Lineage: Eukaryota; Fungi; Ascomycota; Pichiomycetes; Serinales; Debaryomycetaceae. The record is from RefSeq and is a predicted model, not a curated record.